This is a messenger RNA of Diospyros lotus (date-plum), 3292 nucleotides long. RefSeq lists its product as uncharacterized. The record is from RefSeq and is a predicted model, not a curated record. Lineage: Eukaryota; Viridiplantae; Streptophyta; Magnoliopsida; Ericales; Ebenaceae. The coding region runs from base 679 to 2790 and encodes 703 amino acids. The transcript has 6 exons.
AAAAAUGAUAUUUUAGCAAUGAAUAUGAAAAAAGUUACUGCAAAACUGAAGCAAGUGAGAGUAAGGCUUCUGGUUUUGGGUGGUUUUUCAUACUCGGCAUUUGAUUGUGAAAUGUAGUGGGCAUGAAUGAGCUGGUUUUGAAUAUUGAAAAGAAUUAGGUUAGGUUAAUGGGGAACCAUUAACAUACUCUUGUCUUCUGCUGGCUUGUACCACUGUUUUAUUUUGUUUGUGUCUUGUCAAAGCAAUUGGGUUUCAGUUAGCACAUUCCAAGAUUAACAAAUCACGGGCAUAAAAAUAGUAAUCAGCAGCCUAGGAUGCUCCUAAUCUUCUGAUUGUUGUAGUCUGGGGAUUCAAAUACCCAUAAUUUCUAUGUUAUUGUUUCUUCUCUUUUUUCACAUCUCUGUACAACAGUACUACUGAGAAUUCUUUGAGAGAGAGAGAGCGGGGGAGAGAGAGAGAGAGAGAGAGAGAGAUUUAAUCUUCUGUUUUCUUUAUCCUUCCUUCCUCUUUUUCAACUCAUUGAACUUGCUGCCUAGGAAACCUGGUUUUUUGGUGGAUUUGCCAUAUAGGUAUCACCAGUUACUCAUCUGGGGGGCUCUGAGAUAGUUGAGCUAGGGUUUUUUCUUUUUGUCUUUUUUGCUGGGUAAAUAAGGUUUCUUUUAACCAAGUGGUUGUUCAAUGGUGGAGCUUCAGUCCUGCGCCAGCUUGGUGAAUGGUUCUGUAUUAUGUACUUUUGGGCAAGAAGUGAGAGGAGAGAGCGUGAGUCUUGUAGCAGAGAUUUCAGCCGAGCUGCAAAGGGAAAGACAGAAGAAUGCAGAGCUCGCGGAGAGAAUAUCAAUCCUUGAAGCUCAAAUACAGGAGAGAGAUCAGAAAUCUCUGCUAGCCAAUGGACAAGCUAGUUGUCACGGUGCAAGGGAAAGAAGCUACAAGAUGUUCAAAAGACAGAAGACAGAAUCAAGUCAAAGAAUUGAAGAUAUAAACUUCAAAACCUCACAGGCAAAGCAUGAAACUCUAAGCACACCCCCGAGGGAAUCAAAACCAGAGAAUCGUUUAGUCAAUUGGAUGAGCAUAGAUGACAAUAUUGAGCUUCUGCAUUCUGAGAACUUGAAAGACAGUGAAUCUGUUAUUGAGUGGGAUGAUGACACAGACGAUAGUGAAGGUGAAGCUAAUGAGUAUUUUGACGAGAAUGAUAAUGACAUUAACCAUAAAAAUGAGGGAAAAGGAGAGAAUGCAAAAGUUGCUUCUGAACUAUACCAACAUCUUCCUGGUCAAGAAGAUCUUGAGGGAAACAGUGAGCCAAUAUACCAAUGUGGGAUCCAAGAUUUGAUUCAAGAUCAUGGAAAAGAUACUUUUCCAUCUGAUUUGGAUCCCAUUACUUACAAGAGGAAGCUAAAAGAAACUCGUAGCAUAGAAUCCAAAAUGAUUGGAAACUACCAGGUGUCAUUACAUACUUCUAUACGUCAGGAGGAGUUGAGAGCAUCUACAAGCAUAUCAUUACAGAAAAAGCACCCAAAAGUUGCUUUCUGUCCGAAGGAAGUUAAGAGAAUACUUGAAUCGGAAGUGCUUCAACAGAAAAAUGCCCAGUCUCACACCAUAAGGAAAAUUAUAGUUUUUGCAUCUCUUGGUAUCAGGCAUGGGUGUGAAGAUAUGUAUGAAUUAGACUUCAAUCACUUUAGCAUUUUGCACAAAGGAGAGCCAUACGUAUCACCAGAGAAUCCUGGGGAACACGUUUUGUACGAGAAUCCUGGCGUCCAGAGGAAGAUCUUCUAUCCUAAUCGACAGAGCCUUACAUUGUGUCCAGUUCAAAUACUUGAGGAGGAGAAGGCCAUGCGUCCAUCUGAUGCUAGCUGUCCAUCAUGCUUGUUUCUAUGCAUCAAGUAUGGAGGAAGGACGAGAAACCUUCCCCAAAAUGAAUAUGUCAGACAACGAAUGGGAAGAAACAAGCUGAAGUCUUUUGGACUGGUCAUGUGUCAAAUGGCGAGGCUAGUCCACAUUCGAAGCGGAAGCUUCUUCUUCAAGGCCUUGGGUGUCACUCUCUUAUUCAUGGCUGGUUUUCCUGAUGACCUGGUUCAAAAAGAAACCAAAUAUAGAAACUUGGAGCUCCUUCAAAAGUAUUAUAGAACAGACGAGGAUGCUGAGGGGGAGGAACUGUUCCUUCCACAUCACGUGGCUUGCAAUGCUCAGCCUUGUUCCAAUUUUCAGCAGCCAACCGGGAAGGCCAUUCCAGCAAAACCUAAAGGCAAGAAACAUACAAAUCCAGCAACAAAGCCCCAAAGCAUUCAGAAAGCCUCAACUCCAGAGUCUACUGCUCCUUCAAGUUGGGCACCUCCCAAUCAAUUUGGGCUAAUAGGUUAUAAAUCCAUUGAGACUCAUGCAGAAGCAGCAUUCCAGUCUAUUCCCUCUCAAGCUCCAGCCACCUCCCCGACAUUCUCUAACCCUCCGGUCAUAGGUCCUGGCCGUCACAUCUCCUACCGCAACCUAACCCCAUAUCCUCCUAUGUUUCGACCACACGCUGCAAAUGCUUUUGUGCCUGUGGUGUACUGGCCUCUCCCUAAUGCAUUCCCUCAUUGCCCUUACCCGCCUUCAUAUGAUUAUCGAUCUUUUCCUACUACCGGGAACUAUGUCUCUGUCAAUCCCCGGCCUUGUUACUCCAAUCUCUCAUGCAAUCCUUUAGUUUCUAAGAUGGCAGAAGGCAAGGAGAAGAAUGAUGCAGCCUUGGGGGAAGCUGAUAGUGACUCCGAGAGCAGUUCAAGCAGUAGAGUGCCAAAAGAGGAAAGAAUAAUCUCAUGAGUCAUGAAUCUAGAGGAAAACAUGGAUCAUUCCUGGAUGUUGAUCUUUGCUGGAGGAACUCUGCAACUCCAUACAUUUCUUUGCCGUAUCGUAAAAAUGUAGCUUCUCAUCUUUCCCUUUUGCUUAAUCAAAAUUUUAGCAGUUAGUCUCAUCUUAUAUUUCCUUGAGAAUUCAACCUCAUAUCAUUGUGGAUUUCUUUAUAAUUCUGGUGCAUGAUUCUAUUGUUCCACAACAAGACAAGCAGUGUCCCUUCAACCCUCUCAUCCAUCAAGAAGAAAACAAUAAUUAAGUUAGAAAAGGUGUUUUCUUUAAUCCAAAUCUUACUAAAAUUGCAAUCCAUGGGCCCCAAUCCAUCUAUGGUAGGCCAUCUCUAACAAAGAGUCUUUGCUCUACACUCCAUCUUGUGAAGAGAUCCCAUUUUCUUUUCUCGCUCUUACCUUAGAAAUGAAGAUUUAACCAUCCAUAAAGCUAUAUUUGCUUAUGUAAGGGAAUCUCUUAUCCU